AUGGCGAGCUUGGAAAGAUCUUUAGAGGCCCAAGAAAGUGAACUUGACAAGAUCAGGGAAAUCUUAAGAGGCAAGUCAGAAGGUUAUUCAAACCAAAUUGAAGAAAAACAAAGAGGACUUGCACAUUUGUCAGAGAAAAUUAUUGCAAACAAUCACUUAUUGUCAGAAGAAUAUGCUGACACGCUUAGAGAAUCAUGUCGGAAGAAGUCUAGAGGAAAAGUUCUUAGUAGCCUUAUAGAGCUCAAAGAUAAUGAUUGUAUAAAAGGAUUAUAUGAUCGUUUGGGUAACCUUGGUGUCAUUGAUGAUAAAUACAAUGUUGCGAUCACAAUUGCCUGUCCUGAAUUGGACAACUUCGUAGUCGAUUCUGUUGAAGCCGAAUUUAUCCCAGCAUUUUAUAGUGUGUUGGGUAAUACUUUGGUUGCCAAAGAUCUAACACAGGCGAGUAGGAUCGCCUUUAGCGAAACUCGGUGGCGCGUGAUGAUAUUAGGAGGUGUAGUAAUUGAACAAUCUGACGCGAUGAGUGGCGGUGGUCAUAAAGUAUCUAAAAGCGCUAAGAGCUCGAGAUUUACUUCUGAAGUAACAUCCGAGACAAUAGCGAAAUUGGAAAAAGAACGUGAUGAAAUUCUUAAAUUGGAUAUUAAAAUAUUGAAGUUAGAGAUGGCUUACGCACAACGAUAUGUUAAGAUAUCUGAGUUACCAUCUGACUUCCGAUAUGAUAUGGAAUGGCCCAUUAAGAAAAUUCCUUUAAAUCGAACGGGUUAUGGCAUCGAAGAUCAUGCAGAAAUGCAAGUAUAUGCAUUGGCAACUUCCAUUCCAGUUAAAUUUAUUUUAAGAGAUGAGAAUGGGUACCCUAUUAAUGAUUUUGUUUACCUUAUCGUUUCUAUUCCUGUUAUAUAUAGAUAUGAUUUUUUGCAAAUUCUUUGUAUCAAAUGCGUAAAUCUUCAAACGAAAUCUACAUCUAGCGGACGAAAGUCUUUCAUUGCUGUUUACAUAUUUGAAAUAAUCGAAGUUGUUCCCGAACCAGAUAAUCCGCAAACAAAUCAUAAGUUUAAGUUAUUGUGUCAUGAAGAGGUGAAAGGUUCUGUAACUGCAAUUUGCGAUGUUAAAGAAUACUUAUUAACUUGCAUAUUUAUACGCGCUUUCGAAGAUAACGAUAGACUAAUUAGUAUGGCGUUCAUAGACAUUCAAAUUUACGGCAUUAGCGUUGUUUCUGUUAAGGCUACAUAUUAUUGGGAGAUGUAUACAAGAGUGUUUGGUUUUUUGGAUUCCAGGAAGAAACCAGCAAAAUUAAUAUUGGUUGCAGAUAUGGAUAAAAAUAUCCACGUAUUUCAAUACGCACCAUAUAGUGUUCAGUCUUUUGCGGGACAAAAACUUAUCCGUCGUGGUUAUUUUCAUAUUGGAGGUUCGGGAUUUUUGGAAGAAGAAAUAUAUUACUUUGUUUAUGUGGAACUCUUGAUGUAG
Messenger RNA from Funneliformis caledonium, 1461 nucleotides. The record is from the annotation of a GenBank genome assembly. NCBI's taxonomy places the organism in Eukaryota, Fungi, Glomeromycota, Glomeromycetes, Glomerales, Glomeraceae.